CUUAGGUAUAUGGACCAUAUUUCAGAAAUAGGUACUAUCAAAGAGUUUAACACAUCCAAUUCUGAAAUUGUGACUAUUAAGCCGAACAGAGAGGCCUACAACUACCAAGUCAGUAUCUACGGGGGGCGUAAGCAGCGGCUAUGUCAGCUUGGUCGACCUUGUUUGGCGGCAAAUGGUUGUUGGCUGCCUAUUUGCCUAAGAGUUCUAGGUUAGCCAAGCUGAAGUCAGUUUUAUAUAAAUUGCUUAUAAAGUUUGCUUAUGAACACGUAGGUAUGUUUGAGGCCCUAUGUAUAGGUAGAGUUAUUGAUUGCGUAUACAGGCAAGUUGUUGUUGUUAAAUAUGUAUACGAAAUGCAGUAAGAGUAACAGUACUGCAAACAUACAUCAUUCAGCCUUGCAUGUAAAACCAUGUCCGUUCAACCGCCAAA
Molecule: messenger RNA, 427 nt
Organism: Daldinia vernicosa
Lineage: Eukaryota; Fungi; Ascomycota; Sordariomycetes; Xylariales; Hypoxylaceae
Exons: 2
Coding region: 141-359 (72 amino acids)
Source: RefSeq, a predicted model, not a curated record